Alosa alosa (allis shad) is the source of this 2931-nucleotide messenger RNA. It is a transcript of the gene cars1, whose product is annotated as cysteinyl-tRNA synthetase 1. Gene Ontology annotation, biological process: cysteinyl-tRNA aminoacylation. Gene Ontology annotation, cellular component: cytoplasm. Bases 36 to 2507 code for a protein of 823 amino acids. NCBI's taxonomy places the organism in Eukaryota, Metazoa, Chordata, Actinopteri, Clupeiformes, Clupeidae. The transcript is spliced from 23 exons. The record is from RefSeq and is a predicted model, not a curated record. Gene Ontology annotation, molecular function: cysteine-tRNA ligase activity; ATP binding.
GUUAUUGUUGCAUCAGAUAUCCAGCACUGAAAGAAAUGGCAAGCUCAGGAGAGCAAGCCUUUGAUUAUGGCUUCUUGCUGGGCAUAAGGGAGGAGGCCCGCAGGGCACAGGCGCUGAACGAGUACCUGAGCACUCGCAGUUACCUGGCCGGCUUUUGUCCAUCUCCAGCCGACGCUGAAGCCUUUGCGCUUCUGGGCAAGCCCCCACUCUCAAAGCAUGUUCACGCCCUGCGCUGGUACAGACAUAUAGAGGCCCUUCAGCAGGGCCCCCAGGCCCCCCCAGAACUCUGCACGAAGGGGAAGCGAGUCCAGCCUCCUUGGUCUCCUCCCGAAGGUAGUGAACCAUCCAAGCUCAAGCUUUAUAACAGCCUCACACGCAGCAAGGAAGUGUUUGUGCCCCAGAAUGGAAACAAGGUAUCAUGGUAUUGUUGUGGACCGACGGUUUAUGAUGCCUCACACAUGGGCCAUGCCAGAUCCUACAUAUCCUUUGAUAUCCUACGAAGAAUAUUGAAGGACUAUUUCAAAUAUGAUGUAUUCUAUGCCAUGAACAUCACAGAUAUAGAUGACAAGAUCAUCAAGAGAGCCAGACAGAACUACCUUUUGGAGCAGUACAAAGAGAAGAAACCUGUGGCUGCCCAGAUCCUGAAGGAUGUCCUCACAGCCAGGGAGCCGUUCAAGACGAAGCUGGCUGAAACAACAGACCCGGAUAAAAAGCAGAUGCUGGAGAGGCUGGACUCGGCUGUGACCGCUGCCCUGGCUCCUCUGCAGGAGGCAGUGAAGAGUGGAGCCUCCGACGCCAGCGUCCAGAGCCAGGCACAGGUUUUGCUGGAAGAGGCCAAAGAUCUCCUCUCUGACUGGCUGGACACUCAGUUCGGCAGUCAGGUCACAGAGAACUCCAUCUUCUCGCUUCUGCCCAAAUACUGGGAGGGAGAAUACCACAAGGAUAUGGAUGCCCUCAAUGUUCUUCCAUCAGAUGUACUCACACGGGUCAGCGAGUAUGUGCCAGAGAUUGUAGACUUUGUGAAGAAAGUUGUAGGCAACGGCUAUGGAUAUGAGUCCAAUGGUUCUGUGUAUUUUGACACGGCAAAGUUUGACAGCAACCCCAAACAUUCCUAUGCCAAACUGGUGCCUGAGGCAGUUGGCGACCAGAAGGCUCUUCAGGAGGGUGAAGGAGACCUGAGCAUCUCUGCGGAUCGACUCGGUGAGAAGCGUUCCCCUAAUGACUUUGCCCUCUGGAAGGCCUCCAAGCCUGGGGAGCCCUCCUGGGAUUCCCCUUGGGGAAAGGGGCGGCCAGGCUGGCACAUUGAGUGUUCAGCGAUGGCAGGAUCUAUUUUGGGAGAGUCAAUGGAUAUCCAUGGUGGAGGAUUUGAUCUUCGGUUCCCCCAUCAUGACAAUGAGUUGGCACAAUCUGAGGCCUUCUUUGAAAAUGACCACUGGGUUCGCUACUUUUUGCACACUGGCCACCUUACCAUUGCAGGCUGCAAAAUGUCAAAGUCUUUAAAAAACUUCAUCACUAUUAAAGAUGCAUUGGCUAAAAAUUCAGCACGACAGCUUCGUCUGGCCUUCCUCAUGCACUCCUGGAAGGAUACACUGGACUACUCCAGCAACACUAUGGAGUCCGCCAUUCAGUAUGAGAAGUUCAUGAACGAGUUCUUCCUGAAUGUGAAGGACAUCCUUAGGAGCCCCACUGACAUCACAGGCCAGUUUGAGAAAUGGGAGGCUGCAGAGAUUGAACUCAACAACGGUCUCUAUGAGCGGAGAGCGGCAGUGCACGAGGCCCUGUGUGACAACAUCGACACGCGGACAGCUAUGGAGGAGAUGAGGUCUCUGGUUAGCCAGAGCAACACCUACAUCGCCAGCAGGAAGAGCUCCAAGCUGCUUCCCAACCGCAUGCUGCUCCAGAGCAUCGCUGUCUACCUGACAGACAUGCUCAGGAUAUUUGGUGCUAUUGAGGGAUCUGAGACCAUUGGUUUCCCUGUUGGAGGAAGUGGCCAGAGUGCUGAUUUGGAAAGCACUGUGAUGCCAUAUCUCAAAGUCCUGUCAGACUUCAGGGAAGGAGUGAGGAAAAUUGCACGGGAGCAGAAAGUGACUGAGGUGCUGCAGUUGUGCGAUGUGGUGCGUGAUGACACUCUGCCUGAACUCGGCGUCCGCUUUGAGGACCACGAAGGACUUCCCACCGUUGUCAAGCUGGUUGAUCGGGAAACCCUGAUGAAGGAGAAGGAGGAUAAGAAAAGGAUGGAGGAGGAGAAGCGGAAGAAAAAGGAGGAGGCAGCUAAAAGGAAACAGGAACUGGAGAUGGCUAAACUGGCCAAGAUGAAGACUCCUCCCAGUGAGAUGUUCCGCACUGAAACAGACAAAUUCUCUGCAUUUGAUGACACUGGUUUCCCCACACAUGACGCAGAGGGCAAGGAGCUGAGCAAGGGACAAACCAAGAAACUACGCAAACUUUAUGAGGCACAAGAAAAAUUACAUCAAGAAUAUCUUCAGACGAGUCAGAAUGGCAACUGAGGAUCCUGGGAGAUUGAGUCCGUCUGGCCCAACCCUGCAAUCCGCCCAUUCUGUGUCCUUUCUAUGUCCUGGUGCACUUCUAAAAUUGAGGCCAGCAGGAUGCCUGUAAUCUGUGUGUCCUUGGACUGAUACUGGGCUUUAUAUUUUCCACGUGGCUGGGACAUGACUGACAAGUGAUUCAACUUACUGUGGUGUUAACAAUUGUAAGGAGAGGACAUCAACGGGGGUUGACCAAGUGAAUGGAAACAUGAUAGAACAUACUUCUUAAGAUAUAAGGCUGUAUUGAAUGCCCUCUUUACAGUCAAUUUGUGUUCCCAUUCAGCUUGCAGGUUUACCAUAAUGGUUAAAGAAAUAUUGAAAAAUAUUUCCAACAAAUGUUUAUAAGGACAUGAAACACAAAUAAUAAAAUACAUUCUUCCAAUAA